UUUCCCUCCCUCACACACACAAACACUGUGUGAAACAGUCACAAAUACGCUCACACAAAACGGCACACUGAAGGUGCGUUUGCCCGGGAGGAAGCUCGCACCAUGUCUCUCGCAGGUGUCAUUGCUGCUGUCAGGACGGCUUGGAUGUGUGCGGCGAGCUGCGAGAAAACAGUCCCGUCUCACGGCGGAGGAGGCAGGGAUUUGAUUUGAAGCUGCCUUCAAAUUCGUAUGCCGCCGCAGGUAUGAAUAUCAUCUCUUCCAAUUCAAUUAAAGUAGCUGGAUGAAGGCGGCGUUUCGUUGACUUGUGGGACUGUGGUACGGUCGGGAGAGACUGUGGGGACCAUUUAAUUAGCCCCAGACUCUCCCCUGGAGGGCUUUUUUCAUCGACUGCCUUUUUCCCGGGAAACCAAGAAAGAAUUUAACUUCAGGGAUGAUGGACUGAUGAUUAUUAAUUAAUCUGGAUGUUUUCUCCAAAGAGGACAUCGAGACAGGAAACUGCUGUUUUUUUAAUUGCAUGCACCCUCGUUGGAGCUGCGGCAGUAAAAAAAUUAAAUAAGUAUAUACUACAUUACACUACUCUUGAUACUUGAUCUUCUGUUGACCAAUGACAAGAGAAGUCAACAAACCACCAUCUUAAGAACAUUUGAUUCGUCUCAAAGUUAUGUCUGGCCUGUUGAAAUCAUUUUAAUGACAUUUUAGAAGCACUAAAAAAUUACCUUGCACCAUCAAACUGGAUCUAAACGUAUCUAGACCGCAAUCAAAUCAAUGUUUUCUCCUCGCUCCCAAAUCCCAGUCUGCCAGUUUGCAUUAUGGCACCUGUCCUCUAAUCAUCAUCUAAAAUGCUUAAUACAAUGAAUUGAACCACGUUGUCCUGCAGAGGAUGAUCAGUGCAAUGCAUCAAAACUAAUGGACUGCACAUACUGAUAUCAAGUGUACCAAGGGACGAGUCAAAAUGUUGCUGGUCAGUUGAUGUUUCCAUGAGGUCUUCACUGAAAACUAAGCCUCCCCUUUUUUUUAAUCUGCCUUUUCACCUUGGAGACCACCAACAAUCAUCGCAGUGGUUCUAAUACUGUGGCCCCAUAGUUUGCCUUCCUCCUCUUUGGAUUUUUACUUGAAGCCUUGGAUUUCGUAAUAGCAACAUGGCAUCCCCCCAACGUCAACAACUGCUGCCUCACAACACAGAGGUGAGCUGUGACUCGAGUGGUGAGGGCGUCUCAGUGAGGAUUGGGAACACUGUUAAACACAAGCACGGCGGCGGGCCACUUGGUUCCAUCGGGGGAGGAUCCAAACACUGCAAGUACAGUAUAUCCUCCAGCUGCAGUUCCGGGGAGGCAGCAGUCAAGAGGACGUUGGUCAAGAGCUUCCGCUCGCAAAGGAGGGUUCCUCAGCUUUUCGAGAGGUCCGCCGGUCACUUCUGGGACCCGAAGUUUGACUCGUCUAUCCUGGAGGAGGCAUGCAGAGAACGGUGUUUCCCUCAGACGCGACGACGUUUCCGCUAUGUGCUCUUUUACCUGUCUGCCGCCGCUAUCCUCUGGGGAUUUUAUUUUGCUGCCAACCCAUCCCGCUGCAACAGGAUAGUCUUUCUGAUCCCCACUGCAUCCUUUCUCCUUUUCUGCUGCCUCCUCUUCAUCCUUACUUUUACCAAGUUUUACUCCCGCUGCUACAGUCAAGCAUCCCUGUUGCUUAUUGUUGUCACCUUCAUGCUGACCCUGGCCCCUCAGAUCCAGACGUCAAGCUUCAGAGAUCCGCAGACUCUCGCUGAUUUGUUAGAUGUAGAUAAUUUCAGUGGGCCGACACACAAUCUAUCCUACGUAAGGAUUGUAGAUGGUAGCGCCUGCUCCGCCUGUGUCUCCCCCGUUGGUACCUUCUCCCUCUGUAUUGAGGUUCUCCUGUUGCUCUACAGUGUUUUGCAUGUUCGCCUCUUUGCUUCUGUCCUUCUCGGCUUUCUCUACUCGGUCUGUUUCGAGAUUUUGGGCUCGUUCCAUCUCACCCAGGCGGGUGGCAAUUUGAGUUUAGCCCCUGAGAAAGACCUGGAUACCCUUGGUUGGUUAGGACCAGCCAAAGCCCUGCUCCACCUGUGCGCGCACGCCAUUGGGAUCCACCUGUUCAUCAUGUCUGAAGUGCGAGCACGCAGCACCUUCCUGAAAGUCGGACAAGCUAUCAUGCACGGCAAGGACCUGGAGGUUGAGAAAGCCUUAAAGGAGCGAAUGAUCCACUCCGUUAUGCCCAGAAUCGUGGCAGAUGAUUUGAUGAAGCAAGGUGACGAGGACGCUGGCGACAGUUCUGUGAAGCGAUACUCCACAAGCGGAGCUGUUGCUGUCAUCUCCAGCCCCAAGAACAAUAAACGCAAGAAAACCUCCAUCCCUCGAGGUCAGAUCAUCUUCAGACCCUUCAACAUGAAAAGGAUGGAGCCUGUCAGCAUCCUCUUUGCUGAUAUUGUGGGUUUUACGAAAAUGUCGGCCAACAAAUCGGCCCAUGCUCUAGUGGGGCUUCUCAAUGACUUGUUCGGACGUUUCGAUCGACUGUGUGAGCUGACCGGCUGCGAGAAGAUCAGCACCCUCGGGGACUGCUACUACUGUGUGGCUGGAUGUCCUGAACCCAGGCCCGACCAUGCGUACUGCUGCGUGGAAAUGGGCCUGGGUAUGAUCCAGGCUAUUGAACAGUUCUGCCAGGAGAAGAAGGAAAUGGUCAACAUGAGGGUGGGCGUCCACACCGGCACCAUCCUGUGCGGGAUCCUCGGCAUGAAACGCUUCAAGUUUGACGUCUGGUCCAAUGACGUCAACUUAGCCAACCUGAUGGAGCAACUGGGUGUCGCCGGCAAGGUCCACCUUUCGCAAGCUACCGCCAACUUUCUGGAUGACCGCUACCAACAUGAAGAUGGCCAGGUCAACGAAAGAAUCGGACAGAGUGUGGUCGCCGACCAGCUAAAAGGCCUGAGGACCUACCUGAUUUCUGGAAGGAAACUGGAGAAGCCCCCUCCUUGUAACUGCUCCCAGUCGGCCUCUGAGCACGCCGAUUUGAGGUGCUGCACGCAGGGAGCGCACUCGUUUGAUGGAGCCCCGUCAGCCUCCAGCCUUCCCCUGCCUCCGUGUCCAUCCUGCAGUGUCGUCCUCAUACCAGGGGAUGAGAAGGUGCUGGAGGAAGGUGAUGUGAGCAAUGGCUGCCAUGAAGACCACAAGACCAGUAAUGGCAAGGACGUUUUGGGUUUGAAGAGUUCCACGGGUGUAUCUGCGGGCCUCGGCUCAAAAGCUCUGAACGGCCUGCUGAGUCCCCGGCUGGAACCUCUUAACAACAGCCAAACGUCGCUGUGCGAGAUGCUGCAGGAGAAGGAGAAGAAGACGUGGGUCGGAGGGUCCCUCGGCAUGGACCAUUCGGCGCUCAUCCCGCUGCGCUCCAAGAACUUCCGUGAGAGAAGCGAUGCCCACUUUGUGGACGUCAUUAAAGGAGACAGCCUGAUGAAGGACUAUUUCUACAGACCGCCCAUUAACAAACUGUGCCUCACUUUCCUGGAUAAGAGCCUGGAGUCUGCCUACCAGAUAAGCUACCAAGAGGAGGUGGAGGCCCCAGCAUCGACGCAAACUUUCGCCAGCCCAACGUUCAGUUCUUUUCUGGACAUGCUGCUGUGCUCUUUGGUGUUUCUGGCUUUAUCGCUGGCUUGUUUCCUUCACCCCAUCGUCUCCCAGAUGAGUCUACCCACACCGGCUCUCACCAUGACCGCCGCGGCCGCCUUGCUGGAGGGCCUGGCACUCUUGUUUGCUAUUCGUGUGGCGUUCUACCUGGACGGCGCUCUGAAGUGCACACGGACGCUGAUGAAAGCCGUGUCAGGUUGGAUGCCGCGUCACCUCAUCGGCGCCAUCACGGUGUCCCUGCCUGCUCUGGCGGUUUUCUCCCACGUCACUUGUGAUAUGCAUCACUCCAUUCAGUUCACUAUGUUCAUCUGCUGUGCUGUCAUUAUUGCUAUCAUUCAGUUCUGUAACUCUUGCCAACUCAGCUACUGGAUGCGCUCAAGCUUAGCAACUCUAGUUGGACUGGCACUUCUUUCACUGCUCUUCACAUCUCCCUGCAGAGUUGCUGCAAAUCUUUUUUUCUGGUCAGACAACCAGAGCGACAGCGGCAACGGCUCAGCUGUCAAAUACGAGAUGCAGGGUGAUGGAGACGCUGUCCACCCCAAAGACCUGCUAGGCCCCGAGGCCUGCGUGGCCUUUUUCCUGCUCCUGCUCCUCAUCUGGUUCCUCAACCGAGAAUUUGAGGUGAGUUACCGUCUCCAUUACCACGGCAACGUGGAGGCCGACCAGCACCGCAUCAAGAUCCAGAACAUGAGGGACCAAGCCGACUGGCUGCUGCGCAACAUCAUCCCCAUUCACGUGGCGGAGCAGCUGAAGGUCACGCAGAGCUACUCCAAGAACCACGACAACGUGGGCGUCAUCUUCGCCAGCAUCGUCAACUUCAGCGAAUUCUAUGAAGAGAGCUACGAAGGGGGCAAGGAGUGCUACCGGGUCCUCAACGAGCUGAUCGGCGACUUUGACGAGCUGCUGCGGACACCCGCCUUCGCCAAUAUCGAAAAGAUCAAGACCAUUGGAGCCACUUACAUGGCGGCGGCGGGCCUCAACGCUCAGCAGUGCGCCGAUGCCGCCCAUCCUCACGCUCACUUGCGCGCGCUCUUCGACUUUGCCCUGGAAAUGAUGCGCGUGGUGGACGACUUCAACAAAAACAUGCUGGGCUUCGGCUUCAAGCUCCGCAUCGGGUUCAACCACGGGCCCCUCACCGCCGGCGUCAUCGGUACCACCAAGCUCCUGUACGACAUCUGGGGAGACACGGUCAACAUCGCCUCUCGCAUGGACACCACGGGCGUGGAGUGCCGUGUACAGGUCAGCGAGGAGAGCUACUGCGUGCUCAGCGGCAUGGACUACGACUUUGACUACCGCGGCACCGUCAACGUCAAGGGGAAAGGACAGAUGAAGACCUUCCUUUACCCCAAAUGCGGCGACAGCGGCCCCGUGCCUCAAUACCAGCUAUCCGUGUCCCCGGAGAUCCGAGCGCAGGUGGACGGCAGCAUCGGACGCUCGCCGACCGACGAAAUCGCCAGCAUGGUUCCGAGCGCGGCGGCGAGCGGCAGCAUGGUGCCGAGCGCCAGUGCCGGAUCCUCCGCCAAAACGGGCCUUUGUCACGAGAGGGCCGACGGGCUUCAAUGGCGCCCUUCUGCGCAGGCCUCUCACGCCAGGCGAUCCGCUUCACACAGCGGCCUGACGUCCGUGCACGUCGACAACCUGGAGGGACCACCCUCGGUCGCCACUAGGAGCCGACUCGUCGUCUCGGUGGCGGUAAAGCCAACCCGGAAUGCGACGGCAGCGUCCCAGAAGGACAAACUCCAGGAUUCCAACAGACUCUAAGCAUUUUCGAAGCUUUUAUCACAAGCAUGCCAGUCAGGAGUGGGGAACCUUUUUCCGUUUUUAUAUGAAGUCCACCGAGGACUGAUUGCUGAAAAAUACUCUGUUUGAUAUUAGGGAGCUUGCCUUCCUAUUUUUUUUGAAAGUUGCCGUUGGUUCCGCUUGCCUCUUCCAGCCGACAGUUGGCAUUUGAAGCACCACAGUAUGGAAAAGCCCAAAGGAAAGCCUGUUUUUUUUUUAAUGCUGGAAACUUGAGCGACUGACAAUUUUAACGGCUUGUGCCAAGUCCAAAGAAGAGAGUGAUAUGACGAACCGCAUACUUGAUUAUCUCUACCUUUAAUCCAUCUUCUUUUAAGUGCCUUUAGAAUAGAAGAACUUCUAGACUCCUGCCUUUUUUUUCCAAAAACACUUAAAAGGGAACAAAAAUGCUUUAGAUGUAUUGCUUUCGAACAAGUUUUGUUGUUUUUUUUUUUUUUGGGGGUGGGGGGGCACUUUGCCUUUGAUUAUCUCCAGCUGACCUUACAUGCAGAAAGUGCUACACGAUUUCUAAGAGUGAAAUGCUUUCCUUGUUCGUCGUGAAAACACCAAAGCUGUUUCAGAGACUCGUGGAGGUGGAGCUGCAUGUUGAGUGUGCGUAACAGCAUGUACAGUAUACAUGGCGUGUGGGUUUGUGUUUUUACAUCCGUUGCAACAAGAUCAGAUGGAAAGCUAAGGGAGGACUAGAAACCUUCUUUUAUAUGUCGCUUAAUGUUUCCUUUUUUUUUCAGUUUUGUCGUCCCCCCCGCCCCCCUCCAAGUAACAUGGCAGUCUCUCUCAGCUAAUAUGUGAGAUUGAAACGCUCGCCUGAAACUCUUUCUUGUCUCUGUGAAGCAGGAAACUACACAUUUUAGAGUGACUGAAUGGAUUUUUGGAUUAGCGCAAAACUCAACUGCCCAAUUAUUAUUAUUGUGGUAACCCUUGAAAUGCUUAUGUGAAUCUUCUGUUUCUCUUAUUGAGAACAUAGAAUCUGGAUGCAUUUUGUUUUAACUGGCCGUACAUCGUUGAUUUACUUGUAGGAUUGUUGUUAUUUUUACAAUGCAGCCUCAAAAGUAAAAGUGUCUAUUAUUCAGAAACUUUCCUGGAAAAACCCACCUCAAAAGUCACAAAAAAAAACCUGGAAGGCGACGGAGUUUCAUUCCGAUUUACCCUGAAUUUGUACUUAAAGUCCACAGUCUAGCACCAAUUUUAUCUCUACUGGAAUAACAAUUGUGACAUUUAUGUAAAAUAUACAUUUGGACCCCUGUUAUUCAAGUAUAAUGCUGACGUCCAUUGAAAUGCUACCCCUAGUCCUCAAAUCACCCCAAAUUUUCCAAAAUUUCUCACACUUAGCUUCAUCCAUAAUUAGUUUCCUCCCCCCCAAACUAGUUUUUACACUUGUGGGACAUUUACUCUAAAUAUGCUUUUUGAUGUAUAGUGAUUUGCAUCACAGUUUUGAUAUUCUGAGUUUGGAUCUCAUCUCCAGCUUUCCUUUGUGUUUGCAAAAUAGAAACAAAAGCCCCAAAAAGUUUCCACGGUGUGAUCUGAAGUUAGGCUGAUUUAACGAAAUGUGUGCUCAUGGGCUAAACAAAUGAACAGUGAAAAUCAGACUGUCUUAACAUAAUCAAGCAGUGCUAACCAAAAUUAUUGAUGAAAAGAGUUUGGGGUUUUUUUUGCCCAUUUGUCAUGAUUUAUUUGACAUUGCCCUAUGCGGUGUACAUAUUUUUUUUGUAUUAUUGUGGAUAUCUUGUGCCUUUAAUUUUCCUGUCUAUGCCAACAUUAACUAUAUUAAGUAACUGAUGGAAAUGUUUUAUGUAUUUAAGUAGUGCCUUUUUUUUUUAACAUAAGUCAUUGUGAACAUACGCAAUACGUGACAUAGGCGAGCCAUACAGCUAACUUGUUUUGUCUUUUUUUUUUUUUUGUUCCCCCCCCUUUGCCUUCUAUUAUGUCCUGGAUGUAUUUUUCUAGUUUAUAGUUUUGAGCGCACCAAUGCAAAUGGAGUCAAAGGGAUUUGGUGCUAUUCAGCACAGAGUUCUCACCCAAAUGCGUAUUUAUUACCACAGUAAUUGUACGCUUCAGCAGUGAUCCAAGAAGUACGUAGUAAGUUUUGGGUAAAGUGCAUAUUUAUCUAUUCUUUAUUAAUUUUGACCAAAAAAAUUUUCCAGAUAACUCAAAAUUAGUCAUUAGCAUCAUAUUUUAAUAAGUGUUUUAAGUGGGUAAUUUGUAUCCAUUUCAUUGUUUUUUUUUUGUUUUGUUUGUUUUUUUGCUUCUUGGACAACAAACAUGAGAUUUAAGAUGUUUUGUUGUUUGACGUAAGCGGUGUUCUGAGCCAGCGUAGUGGCAUGCUGGGAAAUGUUGAUGCCAAAGAGUGUCAUCGCCGUCUCGUCUGCAUUAAAAAAGAAAAAAACGUUUUCUGCAUAUCUGAUUUGGUGAGUGCAUAGUAUAUAGCGGUACUCAGUUUUUCUGUAUGUUGAGUAUGACUUUGUAUUGUAUUGUAUUGUAUCUGCGCAUUUUAUAUUAUUUAUAUAAGCGCAUGUACUGAAUAACAAAGGAAUAGCUAUUUACCAAUGUCAAAAUAAUUUAUAGUGUGCUAAAUUGUGUUUGUGUUUUGAAAGGGACUCACUUAUUUAGCUGUAAUAAUUUAUAGCAUUUUUCCAUACAUCAUCUGUCAGAUAUUUUGUCAGUUUUUUUUUCUAGAGUCCCAACCACCCAAAUAAAGGCCCUUCUAAAUGUAAACAGUGCAAAGAGCCUGCCACACUUAUUUUUAUGA
This is a messenger RNA of Hippocampus comes (tiger tail seahorse), 8172 nucleotides long. RefSeq names its product adenylate cyclase 9 (gene adcy9b). The transcript is spliced from 10 exons. Gene Ontology annotation, biological process: adenylate cyclase-activating G protein-coupled receptor signaling pathway; cyclic nucleotide biosynthetic process; intracellular signal transduction. The record is from RefSeq and is a predicted model, not a curated record. Gene Ontology annotation, cellular component: plasma membrane. NCBI's taxonomy places the organism in Eukaryota, Metazoa, Chordata, Actinopteri, Syngnathiformes, Syngnathidae. The coding region runs from base 1140 to 5390 and encodes 1416 amino acids. Gene Ontology annotation, molecular function: adenylate cyclase activity.